Aspergillus mulundensis is the source of this 864-nucleotide messenger RNA. RefSeq lists its product as uncharacterized. NCBI's taxonomy places the organism in Eukaryota, Fungi, Ascomycota, Eurotiomycetes, Eurotiales, Aspergillaceae. The coding region runs from base 1 to 864 and encodes 287 amino acids. The record is from RefSeq and is a predicted model, not a curated record. The transcript has 2 exons.
AUGCUGGAUCAGGCUGGCGUGCCAAACGUCAUUUGGGGAUGGCUGGCUCUAGGCCUGCAUACAGCCGAUAAUGGCAACCGCGAAAUCGAGUUCGUCAUCGCCGACAAGAAACUCGACGAGGCCAAACGAGUCCUUGCCGCGGCCGGCUUCACGGCCUGCACCGACACCAGCUGCGGCGAGCUCUGCGAGGACCGCUUCCCCGUCGAGAAGAUGGCAGUCGUCUUCGGCACCAUGGACCUUGCCACUCGCGGGGCCGCCAUGGGCGCCGCGUACUCCUUCGACCGCUACCACCCCGUGCCCGCGGUCCACUACCACGUCCAGGGCCUACCGCAGUGGGCCCCUUACGAGUUGCUCUCGCUGCACAAGCAAUCCGCCCAGCUCUGGUGGCUGCCCGAACUGAAGACGGACGCGCCCGCACCGGACGACAGGAACCUCACCCUCACCAACUCCGCUCGCCUGCUAACGGGCAACGGACGGACCGCGCCCUUCAACGGACCAGGCCAGUACCCCAUGAAGGUCCUUCUCCCCUGGGCGUUUCUCGAAGCGGUGAUUCUGCUCCGCUGCCGCGACUACGGGCACAUGCGGGACCUGCAUAAUCUCUGGAGGUUCAAGCUGAUGUACUUCGUGCCGCAUGAUGCCGACGUUCGCGAUAAGCUCGAUCCGCAGUUCAAGCCCGUCUGGGAUGCGCUGAACCAGCGCUUGCCGGCGCACGUCUGGAACGUACAUGUUCCGCUUGGACAGUUGCGGAGGAAGUUGAUUGCCGCUGGGGAACUUCCUGACAUCCCGACGCCUAACAAGGCCGAGAAGAUGCCGGGGGGCUGCGAGGCUCGCGAUCACAGCUCGGGAUGGCCGGGGGGGUUGUGA